CAAAGGCGGGUGUCGGCUGAGAGUAGGGCCUAAUCGUGACAGCGGAACGUCCAGUUGGUACAGAUGCUUGAAGGUCUGAUUGUGGAGGGACUGGUUGAAAUCACGGAGACUUACCGAAUCGUUCAUACGCUUAUACCCUUUCAGGAAUACAUUGACGCUUUCCAGUUCUACCUGUACUCUUGCUCUUCUUGCCUCGCGCAUUACGCGUUCUCGAUCCGUCGUACCAAUACCCACGACACCUCCAUGUCCAAGACCACCACUCUUCAAUUCCUCGAGCUCUUUCUUUGCCCAUACGAGGAAACCAACCGCCCGCCCACCUUCGCUCGUCGCGCCGUUCUCACCAGCGUCAACACCAAGCCACUUAUGCGCCAACGCAUUAUGGUACGCGAUCUCAUCUGCUAGAUAUCUCCCCAAUUCUGGCUUAAUUUGAAUUUAGACUUUGAAGAAGAUGUCAGGUUUGGACGGGAUGCUCCGGGUGUUUUGGCAAGCGCUCGACCGCUUGAAUAGAGCGCAACGCAUUCGAGGUGGAGUUUAGCGGCGAGUGCGGGGGAAGGGUGGGAUUUGGGAAGCGGUGGUCCUGGGGUAAGAGUACUGUCGAAUGCUGCCUUGGAAAGAUGUUUGCGAAUGGCGAGGGCCUGCGCAUCCGCUAGAGCCAUCCUGUCGGCGAGACAAGCAUCAGAAGCUGGAGAGUUAUGACAAGCGUGAAAGGAUUGAAUAUUCACUUGCUGAGUCCGAUAAGAACUUCACGACUUAGGUCGGGUGGUCGUGGACACGACAUUCCUGCAGCUAGAGCGCGUUCUCUUGCGGAGUCCCAUUGUGAAAGAACUUCCUUGGCUAUAAACUCGAAAACGCCUGCAGCCUUGCAAAGCAGAGUUGUUGCGAAAUGUAGCCGUUCGUCCUUGGCUUUACGAUCUGUAUCAGAUAUCGCACGUUCGGUCUCGUAGAUACCGAGCGAAGCAACAAUAGCUCUUGCAAGGUUUGAGAGAGCAAAUCCGUACGUUAGCAAGGUGAAAGCGAUCUCAGUGGGCAGAGAAGGAAGGGAAAGACGA
Molecule: messenger RNA, 1049 nt
Organism: Somion occarium
Lineage: Eukaryota; Fungi; Basidiomycota; Agaricomycetes; Polyporales; Cerrenaceae
Source: the annotation of a GenBank genome assembly